This is a messenger RNA of Penicillium antarcticum, 1560 nucleotides long. RefSeq names its product cytochrome P450. Gene Ontology annotation, molecular function: heme binding; monooxygenase activity; oxidoreductase activity, acting on paired donors, with incorporation or reduction of molecular oxygen. The transcript is spliced from 5 exons. Bases 1 to 1560 code for a protein of 519 amino acids. NCBI's taxonomy places the organism in Eukaryota, Fungi, Ascomycota, Eurotiomycetes, Eurotiales, Aspergillaceae. The record is from RefSeq and is a predicted model, not a curated record.
AUGAGUUACAAGGCAAUUGCUGUCACUGGUGUGGCUCUCAUUGCAUAUAGUAUUGCCCUGGUCAUUUACCGCUUGUUCUUCCACCCUUUGGCGAAGUACCCCGGUCCUCGGCUGGCAGCUAUCACGCAUUGGUAUGCAGCCUUCUAUGCGUGGCGGGGAGACCUGCACAUCAACAGCCGGGAAUGGCACGAUCGCUAUGGCGAUAUCGUUCGAUUCGCUCCAAAUGCCCUCACGUUCAACACCGACACCGGAAUGGACGCGAUCUACGGCGUCCGUGCAAAUGUGGUCAAAUCUGAAGGCUACAGCUCCCUGAGUGCAAGUCGACACACUCCCAAUACCCUCACAGCGACCGAUAAAACCACCCACGGAUUCAAGCGUCGUAUCUUGGCUCAGGUCUUCUCCACCGAGGGGAUCAAAGCCAUCGAAGAGCGUCUUUUGGAAAAUGUGCGUGAUUUCGUGAAUUUGCUUGGGCAGGAGGGAGAUGAGUUUGGGAAUGUGAAACCUGGAAUCGAACCCAAGGGAGACGAUAAAUGGACUGAUACGAAACAUCUGGCACCCAUGUGUGACUGGGUUACUUUUGAUGUUAUCAGUGAUCUUUGUUAUGGAAAGGACUUUGAUAUGCUGCACACACCUGAUAUGCGAUGGUUUCCAUCGGUCGUGUUGAAGAUUACGCAGCGGAGUAUGACGACACUUGUUCAAACCAAGUUCUGCAACUGGAAAAUCGACCAAUUCUUCAUGAGAUCCAAAUUCAAUGAGAUUGUGGAGGCUGGUAAUCGAAUUGGCGCACAAUCCAAGGCUCGCCAGCGCCUUGGAAAUGACAUCGAAAAGCAAGACCUGUUCUAUCAUAUGAUGAACACUGCCGAUCCUAAGACUGGACUUCACUUUGACUCAAAGGACCUUUGGGUUGAAUCUAUGCUCUUGAUGACUGCCGGUGCCGAUACUACGGCCACCGCAAUGGCCGGAACUUUCUUCUUCCUAGCCCACAAGCCCGACCUACUCGCCCGCUUGGUCCAUGAGCUUCGCACCACCUUCGCCAACGAAGAAGACAUCCACAUCGGAGCCCAGCUCGACUCUUGCGAACUUCUUCAAGCAUGCAUCAACGAGACACUGCGUCUCGCACCAUCCGUCUCAACUACGAUUCCCCGUACCGUGCUUAAGGGCGGCUUAUUGGUCGACCAGCAAUUCAUUCCCGAGGGAACAAUGGUUGGAACGACUACCUACGCUGUCCACCGAAAUCAGAAUUACUUCAAGUCCCCCGAUGAAUAUGCCCCAGACAGGUGGAUCGUCAGCCCUGAGACAGGAGUGGACGAACAGAGUAUCAAGACUGCCAAACAAGCCUUUGUGCCCUUCAGCUCUGGUUCUCGCUCUUGUGUUGGGUGGAAACUUGCUUGGGCCGAGUUGAAUGUUACCAUCGCUAGAGUGCUAUACAGAUAUGAUAUGCGGUUAGCGCCUGAGGCUCGCUGCUGUGGUGGAAAGCGCAAUGACUGUGAUUUCAAGCUUAAGGGCUGGGUGACAUCAGCAGUGGAGGGGCCUUGGGUUCAGUUUAAGCCCAGGUCUUGA